AUGUAUUGGAAACGUACAAUCACCGCGGCUGCUCUGUUCGCAGUCCCGGGGAUCAGCUGGCCAUACGACGAAUCUCUCACGGAUUAUAAUAUUAAUGAAAAUCAAACAGCAAGUGAUCCUCUAGACUACUGGGGAGAAUGGCCCGACCACACCUACUUCCCCUCGCCGGAUAAUUGGCGUUUUCCUGUAUAUACGCUUUUCCUCGAUCGAUUUGUGAAUGGUGAUCCAACAAACGAUAAUAUUAAUGAGACCCUCUUUGAACAUGAUAUUAGCUCGAAUCAAAUGCGACAUGGCGGUGAUGUUGCCGGUCUACUGGAUACUCUGGACUAUUUACAAGGAAUGGGCAUCAAAGGCAUCUACCUUGCAGGUCUGGUUUUGAUGAAUCAGCCAUGGGGCUCAGAUGGCUACUCAGCACUUGACACCACGCUCUUGGACCAACACUUUGGAACGGUUGAAACAUGGAGGAAUGCCAUUACGGAAAUCCACAGCCGUGGGAUGUAUGUCAUUUUUGACAAUACUGUUGCCACGAUGGGCGAUCUCAUUGGUUUUGAAGGCUACAUGAACACAACCACACCUUUUUCCAUGCGGGAGCACAAAGCAUAUUGGAAGUCAGACCGUCACUAUGUGGAUUUCAGCUAUGGCAACUCGUAUAACGAGAGCUGUGACUAUCCUCGCUUUUGGAACGAAACCGGAUACCCCGUGGACCAAUACGUUCGUGAUGAGCUCGGCGGUUGCUACGAUAGUGAUUUCGAUCAGUACGGUGACAUCGAGGCUUUCGGUGUGUACCCUGACUGGCAGCGAGAAUUGGCCAAAUUUGCAUCGGUUCAAGACCGAUUACGCGAGUGGGUUCCUAGUGUCAGAGAGAGACUCGUUCGCCAUUCAUGUAUGAUCAUCGCCUCCUUUGACAUUGAUGGAUUCCGGUACGACAAAGCCACACAAGCUACUAUAGACGCUUUGGGGGAUAUAUCUGGCGCGUAUCGAGAUUGCGCUCGUCGCGUAGGAAAGAACAAUUUCUUCCUCCCCGGUGAAGUGACGAGUGGCAACACACUUGGCUCUAUUUUCCACGGUCGAGGCCGACAACCUGAUAUGCAACCGGAGACCCUAGAAGAGGCAUUCAAAAUGACAAAUUCCUCCGAUCCGGCGUACUUCAUUCGCGAUCAGAAUCAGCAGGCCAUCGAUGCAGCAGCAUUUCACUAUUCAGUCUAUCGAUCUCUCACCCGUUUCCUUGGUAUGGACGGCAAUUUGGCUGCCGGCUACGAUGUUCCAGUCAACUGGACUGAGGCCUGGUAUCAGAUGGUCCUCACCAAUGAUAUGAUCAAUGCCAACACCGGCAAGUUUGAUCCUCGCCAUAUGUACGGAGCCACGAAUCAAGAUGUGUUCCGGUGGCCAGCGGUGGAAUACGGCGUUGAACGACAACUUUUGGCCCUGUUCAUUACCACAUUGCACAUGCCGGGCAUUCCGUUGCUUCUAUGGGGAGAAGAACAAGCAUUUUACGUUUUAGAUGCUUCAGCCGUCAACUAUAUCUACGGUCGUCAAGCUAUGUCACCUGCCACUGCCUGGAGAACCCACGGAUGUUUCCAGUUGAAUUCCACUCAAUAUUUCCAGUGGCCCAUCAAAUCCGGGCGAUUAGGCUGUACCGAUGAGACAGUCACGUAUGAUCAUCGCGACCCGUCUCACCCUGUACGAAAUAUCAUCAAACACAUGUAUCAGAUGCGACAGGACUUUGCCGCAUUGAAUGAUGGAUGGUGGGUUCAAUUGCUUUCCAACCAAACCCACAAAAUAUAUCUUCCCGGAUCAAACGGGGUGCCCACUGAAACUGGAAUGUGGUCUGUUUUACGCAGUCCAUAUUAUCAGAUGCAAGACCUAGGAGAGAUGGGAAACCAGACUGUAUGGCUUGUCUACCAGAACAGCAAUCGCACAGUGGACUAUGAGUUCGAUUGCUCCGAUCAAAAUGCUGCCCUCGUCGCUCCCUUUGAUGUCAACACCACAGUCAAGAAUCUCUUCUACCCACAUGAUGAGAUCACUCUCCAAGAGAGCCCGAUUAAGCUCGGUCUGUAUGGUACUAGCGAAUAUAAUGGUUGUAUCGAUGUGAUGACCAUGAAGCCUUACGAGUUUAGGGCCUACAUCCCGAAAGAGAAAUUCCUGUCUCCUCGUCCUAUGAUCACCAAGUUCUUGCCAGGCCAUGAUGUCCCCUUGCUAUCCGCAGUAUCUCCCGGAGAAAGUGAGUCGAUGGAAGUCAGCCUCUUUUUCAACGCCGAGAUGAAUUGUACUAUGGUGACCGACUCAAUAUCGUUGGAGUCGAAGACUGAAACUGGGAAUAUCCCUUCCUUGGACCUUGACAGUGUCACUUGUGAAACAUUGGAGGCCGAGAGUAUUACUUGGACUGGCCAAAUCCCAUAUAUCUGGGCUUGGAGAGCUACCCUGACUGGCGUCUACAACGGUAUACAUCGUCUAACCGUCAACAAUGCCACAACUACCGAUGGAAGAACAACCAAUGCUGUCGAUCAUUUCCUAGUUCGAAUCGGACAACAAGACAAUCCCAUGAUAUUUGGUUCCGCAAACUACUCUCGCAGCCUCCUCCAUGAACGUAAAAAUGGUACCAUCUUCAUCAGACAACACGCAGCCGGGGCCGACAAAUACCGAUACUCAACCAACUGGGGCAGCACCUUUUCCAAAUGGCUGCCAUAUGAGGGAGGAAAUCACACAAUCGAGGAACUGCCUUGGUCUGGAACAAAGAAGCAGAGAUGGGAAGGCAAACACGUCCGCGUCGAGUAUUGGAGUCGUUUAACCGGUAGCAGCGAUUACGUUCAAGAGGGUGACGGCCCGGGCUGGAAUCCUACUAUCCGACGUCGAUUCCCCCAUCUAUUCUUCAAUGGCCCGUUCAAUGAAUACGGGUACGAUGCCGGUCUGGACAACGUUGUGAGGCAAGAUGAAGAUGGCAUCUGGAAGUUCCGCUUCAUGGCUGAGUGGCCUGCUCAGGGCCAGUUGAACGUGUGGGGCAUCAACCCCGAUGGCCAGCCAGAUCAAAGCUACAUCUAUGGUGAUUCCGAUGGUGACUCAGUCCUCGAUCGUCUCCCACCCUCUUCGCUGAGUGUGACCAGCAUAAAUAUCACUGAUCAUCCCCCUAGUCCGCACCUCGCUUGGAGAAUCCACCUGGAUGACUCGAACUUGCAAUUCAAGCUUGUUCCUGCAGGCUCCAAGUACGCCCAAAUGGCUCUUUUCUUCUUGCUAUGGAUUGUUCCUGUGGUCACAGCAUCCACCUGCGCCUACGUUUUCAUGAAGACUUUCUACCGAAUUAAGUUCAACCAGGUCGGCGUGAGUGAGAAGAAGACACUCAUCUCCAUGGAUUUCGUCAGCAGAUUCAAGAUUCCACCUAUGGAAAGUGGCAAAUCCAGUAACCCUUUAGUACGCCUUGCCAACAAGUCAAAUUUCCUUCAGAGUAGCUCGGCUUUUGGCAAACGAACAUAUCAUCGACGGAAGGUUCUCAUUGCCACAAUGGAAUACGACAUCGACGACUGGGCCAUCAAGAUCAAGAUCGGUGGCUUGGGGGUUAUGGCACAGCUAAUGGGCAAGCAACUUGGCCACCAAGACCUUAUCUGGGUCAUUCCAUGUGUCGGCGGAGUGGACUACCCUGUAGAUAAACCGGCCGAAUCAAUGUUCGUCAUGAUUUUGGGAAAUUCCUACGAGAUCAAGAUUCAAUAUCAUCAAUUGAGGAACAUCACCUACGUUCUCCUGGAUGCCCCUGUCUUCCGACAACAGUCUGCUACAGAGCCCUACCCGGCCCGUAUGGAUGACCUCGAUAGCGCCAUCUAUUAUUCGGCCUGGAAUCAGUGCAUAGCGCAAACGAUGGAGCGGUUCCCCGUUGAACUGUAUCACAUCAAUGAUUAUCACGGCUCAGUCGCUCCUUUGUAUCUGCUACCCGAGACUAUCCCGAUUUGCUUGUCACUCCACAAUGCCGAAUUCCAGGGCUUAUGGCCUAUGCGGACACAGAAGGAGAAGACCGAAGUGUGCUCGGUAUUCAAUCUAGAUCUGGACGUUGCCACGCGCUAUGUUCAGUUCGGCGAGGUCUUUAACCUUUUGCAUGCCGGUGCAAGCUAUCUUCGUCUUCAUCAGCAAGGCUUUGGGGCAGUGGGUGUCUCAAAAAAAUACGGCAAACGCUCUUACGCUCGCUACCCGAUUUUCUGGGGCUUGAGAAAAGUUGGAAACCUUCCGAAUCCUGACCCUUCCGACACCGGUGAGUGGAAUCGAGAAUUGCCAAAAGAAAGUGACAUCAAUGUCGACAAUGAUUAUGAGGCUCGCAGAGCAGAGCUCAAGCGCCAGGCUCAAGAGUGGGCUGGUCUUGAGCAGAAGCCCAAUGCCGAUUUAUUGGUCUUCGUUGGAAGAUGGUCCAUGCAAAAAGGAAUCGACCUUAUCGCCGACGUGCUACCCAGUGUCUUGGAGGCGCGACCAAACGUUCAACUAAUUUGCGUCGGGCCUCUGAUUGACUUAUAUGGCAAGUUCGCUGCAUUGAAGCUGGCCCGAAUGAUGAAGCUGUAUCCUAGCAGGGUAUGCUCCAAACCUCAAUUCACGGUCCUGCCACCAUUUAUCUUCUCGGGUGCGGAGUUCGCACUGAUUCCUUCACGAGACGAACCCUUUGGCCUAGUCGCAGUUGAAUUUGGAAGGAAAGGUGCCCUCGGCAUUGGCGCCAGGGUAGGCGGGCUUGGACAGAUGCCAGGGUGGUGGUAUACAGUCGAAUCUACAACCACCUCACAUUUGUUAAAGCAGUUCAAGCUCGCCAUUGACAGCGCCUUGAAUUCCAAAUCCGAAGUGAGAGCAAUGAUGCGCGCAAGGUCCGCCAAACAGCGUUUCCCCGUUGCCCAGUGGGUCGAGGAUUUAGAGAUUCUUCAGUCAACAUCCAUUCGAGUCCAUGAUAAGGAACACGCCAAAGCUCAGAAUCUGUCUACUGCGGCGGGUGCAUACAACGCCAUCUACGGAAUGAUGACUCCACAGGCUGCAUCGACAAGGUCGGGUGCAUCAACUCCUCCAAUGCAACCAUCGAGUCGCCCAGGAACAAUGGGAUCACUGCAGCGAAGCUCCAUCAUCUACAGUCGGGACCCAAGUCCUGGCGCCGAUUCCAGACCUAGAUCAGGACUCAGUCGCCAGGUGCCUUUUGGUAUUCGACCAAUUUCAAGUAGUACGGAACCUCGAGGCAGACGCGAUCUCGGGAAGGGAAGUAUUGUUGAGGGUGAUGACAGCACCGGCAAGGCGUCCCCUGAAGCCGAAGAGGAUAGCGAUGAAGAGCUAAUGGCAACUUGCUAUGGAGAUGAUGAUUAUCCCGUAUUGCCUGACGGAGUGGAUGCAGCACGUGCGCAGAAUCCUCAAUCGCCUGGUAUUGCCUUCACCAAGGAGGCUCUCUCGGCACGCCACUUGGCUCGAUCUAGCAACACACCGUCGAGCUCGACAGCUCCCAGUACAGCAGAAACAGAUGAUACUCUUAUUCCACCAUCGCGUCCAUGGGCAGGGCCGGGAAGUCGGUUGAGCAGCUCAUCGGCCCUGUCUGUUGAUUCAGUUGUUGGAGAGAAGAAAGAUUUCAAACUCCAAAAAGUUGAUCCAUUCUUCACGGAUAGCAACGGCGAAUACUACAAAGAGUUCGAAAAGAGGCUCGAGGAACUGAAUGGAGCCAACUCCGACAAUCAACUCUGCAUUGAGCAAUAUCUUGAAAAGAGUGAGAAGAAGUGGUUCAACAAAUUCCGCGAUGCACGCCUAGGCCGCAAUCAAGGAUCUCCAACUGGUUCAAUGCACCUUGGCAAAGGAGAUUCUCCGACGGGAUCUAUUACUAAUGACGACGCAACGUCUCACGAUAGUGUUGUGCCCGAGAGGAAAGACGGCCCACUGGAUGAAUUCAUGCUUGGUGAUAACUAUGUUCCCCCGACAGGCCUGAAGAAGUGGAUGCAAAUGCGUCUCGGGGAAUGGCCUGUGUAUUCUCUCUUCCUGGGACUGGGCCAGAUCAUCGCAGCCAAUUCCUACCAGAUCACGCUUCUGACCGGAGAGGUGGGCCAAACCGCCGCAAAAUUAUAUGGAAUCGCGUCCGUGUACUUGAUCACCUCGAUUUUGUGGUGGUUCUUCUUCCGCUUCUGCAAAUCAGUGCUUGUCCUGACAGUGCCAUGGUUCCUAUACGGAACUGCAUUCAUGAUCAUCGGCAUGGCACAUUUCGAGCCUGAUGCAUACGUCCGCGGGUGGAUCCAGAAUGUCGGAAGUGGAAUCUAUGCCGCCGCUUCUUCCAGUGGCUCUAUAUUCUUCGCUCUCAAUUUCGGCGAUGAGAGCGGUGCCCCUGUCAAGCAGUGGGUGUUCCGGGCUUGUCUGAUUCAAGGCACGCAGCAGGCAUAUGUUAUUGCUCUUUGGUACUGGGGCUCGACUUUGACGAAAGCGAGCAGUGCUGGUAACACUAAUUCUCAAAGCAGUAUCACCAACACCUGGGUAAUGACAGCUAUCUGCACGCCCAUCAUGAUAUUCUUGUGGAGUAUUGGCCUGCUCAUCUACUUCGGACUGCCAAAUUACUACCGCCAAACACCAGGCAAAGUUCCAUCAUUCUACAAAUCCGUCUUCCGACGCAAGAUUGUACUCUGGAACUGGGUUGUCGUGGUUCUCCAGAACUUCUUCCUCAGUGCCCCAUACGGUCGAAACUGGAAUUGCCUAUUCCUCCCCUGGGCCGGUAGCUAUACUUCAGGUGCAUUGGUCUCGCGCAGUUUAUGGCUCUGGCUUGGCGUCCUGGAUGCACUGCAAGGUCUCGGAUUUGGCAUGAUUCUCCUGCAAACACUGACGCGCAUGCAUAUCUGCUUCACUCUUCUUGUGUCGCAGGUUAUUGGUUCCAUUGCAACUAUGUGUGCUCGGUCGUUUGCGCCGAAUAACAUUGGUCCUGGGCCUAUAUCCCCCGAUAUUACUGCUGGGGUGGGGGCGUUGGCGAACGCUUGGUUUUGGAUUGCGCUUUUGUUACAGCUUUUGAUAUGUGGCGGCUUUCUUCUUUUCUUCCGGCGGGAGCAACUUUCGAAGCCCUGA
Penicillium arizonense is the source of this 7035-nucleotide messenger RNA. It is a transcript of the gene ags2, whose product is annotated as alpha-1,3-glucan synthase Ags2. Gene Ontology annotation, molecular function: alpha-1,3-glucan synthase activity. Lineage: Eukaryota; Fungi; Ascomycota; Eurotiomycetes; Eurotiales; Aspergillaceae. Bases 1 to 7035 code for a protein of 2344 amino acids. Gene Ontology annotation, cellular component: fungal-type cell wall. The transcript is spliced from 6 exons. The record is from RefSeq and is a predicted model, not a curated record. Gene Ontology annotation, biological process: fungal-type cell wall (1->3)-alpha-glucan biosynthetic process.